GAACUCGCCAAAAUUCGAAGUUAUUCGUGGCGGAUCCAUUGACGAAAGCGGCUGAUUGUGUGUAACAAAAUGAGGGCUGUGGCUUUAGCUUUUGUCAGUUUACUGGCAAUUUAUUAUGUUAAUUGUGAAGUGUAUUUUGAAGAGAAAUUCCCGGAUGAUUCAUGGGAAACCAAUUGGGUGUACAGCGAGCACCCCGGCAAGGAGUUCGGCAAAUUUAAGUUAACCGCUGGGAAAUUCUACAAUGACCCCGAAGAAGAUAAAGGUCUGCAGACCUCUGAAGAUGCGAGGUUUUAUGCUCUGUCGCGCAAGUUUAAGCCAUUCUCCAACGAGGACAAGCCCCUGGUGGUGCAAUUCUCGGUGAAGCAUGAGCAAGACAUUGACUGUGGAGGUGGUUACCUCAAGGUGUUUGACUGCAAGUUGGACCAGAAGGACAUGCACGGCGAAACUCCCUAUGAAAUUAUGUUCGGUCCCGAUAUCUGUGGUCCUGGUACCAAGAAGGUGCAUGUAAUCUUCAGCUACAAGGGCAAGAACCAUCUGAUCAAGAAAGACAUUCGCUGCAAGGAUGAUGUCUACACUCACUUGUACACGCUCAUUGUGAAACCAGACAACACAUAUGAAGUGCUUAUUGACAAUGAAAAGGUGGAAUCUGGAGAGCUGGAGGCUGACUGGGACUUCCUACCUCCUAAGAAGAUCAAGGACCCUGAAGCAAAGAAACCUGAAGACUGGGACGACAAACCAACCAUCCCCGACCCUGAAGACAAGAAGCCCGAAGAUUGGGACAAGCCUGAGCACAUUCCUGACCCGGAUGCCAGCAAACCCGAAGACUGGGACGAUGAGAUGGACGGCGAGUGGGAGCCCCCCAUGAUUGACAACCCCGACUACAAAGGUGUCUGGGCCCCCAAGCAGAUUGACAACCCUGCGUACAAGGGUCCAUGGGUGCACCCCGAGAUCGACAACCCUGAAUACACCCCCGACUCCAAGCUGUACAAGAGAGACGAACUGUGUGCUGUCGGUUUGGAUCUGUGGCAGGUCAAGUCGGGCACCAUCUUUGACAAUUUCCUCAUCACCGAUGACUUGGAGGUGGCAAAGGAGCGCGGAGAAGCUCUUAAGAAGACUUUAGAAGGGGAGAAGAAGAUGAAGAACGAGCAGGAUGAGGCCGAAAGGGAGAAGGAGAAGGCGGAGAAGCCUGAUGAUGAGGAGGAUGAUGAGGAUCUCGAUGAGGAAGCCGGAGAAGCGGCGCCUGUUGAUGAGCACGACGAGCUGUAGACUAGUUGUGUAGUGAGUUAGACAAUAUGUACCACUGGUACUAAGUGCGCGCCGACAUACAGUUACAAGCCGCCAUUUUGUGUGUGUUUCAAUAUAUCCAGUAUCUGUUAUUUAUAUACAUGUCACUUGUGUGGAACACUCGAAUUAUCCGAUGUAUUACGUCGUCACUUACUUUGAUAUACCCGGGUUUGGGUAAUUUUGCUAUUAGGGAUGCAACUAUAUCGAUAUUUAUCGAUAUCGAUACUGCCAUUUUUACUUGUAACUGAUUUUAAUAAACAAUUUGAGUUGUAAAAAAAUUUUUGUUUAACACUUUUUUUUAAGAAUAAUUGUGAGUUAUCGAUAAAAUUGUAUCGAAUUUAUAUCGAUAUAAGUUUUGCUGCAACCCUAAUUGUGAUAUGCAAUAUUCCUUGGUUUAUGUUCUAAGUAAUGACAGAUGUGUGUAUGUAUGUAUGUAUAUAAAGGAAUCGCGCUCAUGUUAUUUAAUGUUAUGUUGCGACACUGUGUGUCGUGUUUGUGUGUUUGUGCAUUUGUUGGCCAACAUGGGCCAACAGCCAACAUUUUGUACUUGGCCUAUGUUGUACAAUGAAUGCUUGUAUAAUGAGUUCUCAAUUUACGUUGUGAAAUGAGUCUGAUUAAAAUUAAUACCAAUUUUA
Papilio machaon (common yellow swallowtail) is the source of this 1919-nucleotide messenger RNA. RefSeq names its product calreticulin (gene Crt). The record is from RefSeq and is a predicted model, not a curated record. Gene Ontology annotation, cellular component: endoplasmic reticulum; endoplasmic reticulum membrane. Gene Ontology annotation, molecular function: calcium ion binding. NCBI's taxonomy places the organism in Eukaryota, Metazoa, Arthropoda, Insecta, Lepidoptera, Papilionidae. Gene Ontology annotation, biological process: protein folding. The transcript has 7 exons. The coding region runs from base 70 to 1266 and encodes 398 amino acids.